Molecule: messenger RNA, 782 nt
Organism: Lactuca saligna
Lineage: Eukaryota; Viridiplantae; Streptophyta; Magnoliopsida; Asterales; Asteraceae
Source: the annotation of a GenBank genome assembly
UUAUUAUUAUUAUUAUUAUUAUUGUUAUUUGAAAUAAACGAAAAAUAAAUAAUCGCCUACAUACACCUUUUUACCGAUAAAUCUUGACGGAAAAUCUCCCAAUUGGGAACCCUAACUUGAUCUAUUCCAAAGCAAGUUAUCAUCGAUUCAUCAUCGUCUGAUUUUUCAAAGUACCAUAUGCUGUAAUAUGCUUAUUAUUAACAAAUCAAUGCAAUGAAAACCCUCAUGAGCUGAGACAAAUAAAGGAUGGCAGACUUACCAGGUUAUCUGUUAACCUGUCUGUACUCUGGAAAACUUGCACUUUUGGCAAUUUUGGUAUCUGGAGGGAUCGUAUUGCAAAUACUAGCAUGUGUUUUGUACAAUAAUUGGUGGCCAAUGCUCACAGCAAUUAUGUAUGUGAUUCUCCCUGUGCCAUUGAUAUUAUUUGCUGGAGCAGAUACUUCUGUUCUGUUUGCCGAAUCUGAAAACAGUUGGGUGGAUGCGACCAAGUUCUUGACAGGAGCUUCAGCAGUAGGAAGCAUUGCGAUUCCUAUAAUCUUAAAGCAUGCAGAUGUAAUUACAUGGGGGGCCUUUGCAAUGGAGAUUUCGUCUCUUUUUGUGUUUGGUACUGCCAUAUUCUGUUUCAUUGGCCUCCAUAACAGUGAUGAUGGAGGAGGGUAUCAUUCCAUUUGAUCCAACCCCCAUCCCCAUCAUCAUCAUCAUCAUCAUCAUCCUAUGUAUUUGAGCCUCAUUUUAUUGUUUGUGUAAAUGUAUUUUAUUCUAUUGUGUUCUUUCUAGAGAAC